UUGUAUUGAUAUAAAAAUAUUUUUUUCUAGUGUUGAGAAAUGUCAUGUUUGGUAUAAGUUAAUUGUUUGAUUAAAAAAUGAUGCAAAAUACGAGAAUUCAGUAUUUAGCAGCGUUUGCUGUGUCUUUGGCGACCAUGACAAACAGUGUUGCCUACUUCUGGAUGACUCCAAUGUUGCCAAAGUUUUAUGACAACGAUACAAGCAUGAUUAGAAUCACACCAGAUGAGAUUUCAUGGGUAGCUGCAUCCAUAUACCUCGGGACGAUCGCUGGUAGCGUGCUGACCACUAGUAUUUCUGACAGGUUCGGCAGACGUACCACAUUGCUGUGUAGUGCCGCACCAUAUAUAGUUGGAACAGUUUUCAUAUUAUGUGCAUCAGACGUCUGGCUGUUAUACAUCGGAAGAUUCUUGUGGGGUUUGGCAUCAGGACUAAUAACUAAUGUGUCCAGCUUAUAUCUAUCAGAAAUAGCAGACAAAGAAAUGAAAGGUACUUGGACUACUCUCACCAGAUCCAUUUCCAGUUUUGGCGUUCUCUUGGUACUGUCAUUGGGAUCCUUCGUCAGCUACCAAGUGCUCAGUUACUUUUUGAUAGUUCUUCCAGUAUGUUACUUCAUAGCUUGCAGGAGAAUACCUGAAACCCCUUACUUUUUAAUUAAAGUGGGUAGGGUAGAUGCUGCCAGAAGAGAGCUGCUGAGUCUGUCUGGAAGUAAGGAUGAAAGGGCGAUUGAUGAAAAGUUGUCGGUUAUGAGAUCCGAAAUUAGAAUGGAAGCGCUCCGUUCCAGCUCUGCUUAUGAGCUGAUAACUGGAAAACAAUACAGGAAAGCCGUCAUAGUAACAGCCGGGAUGCUAUUGACUCAAACAAUGGCUGGUUCGAUACCUAUACAGCAAUAUUUCGGGCACAUUGUACAGGAGAGCAAUGAUGAAAUGGAAGUAUCGACAACCCUAAUAAUUUUUGGAGUAGUAUGUUUUAGUGUUGGGUUAUCAUCACCAGUAAUAGCCAAGAAAGUGAGCCAUCGUCCACUCCUGAUAUACUCCUACUUGGGCUCCGCUGCCGUGCUAAGUGUUAUCGGAACGUAUUUCUUCCAACAGCGUAUCAUUGGUAUUGACGACGAUUCUUCCCUCGCUAUCAGUUACGUAGUCUUUGCCAACAUCAUUUGUUUCACCGUUAUUUCAGGCCUAGGUUUUGAUUCUCUAGCCUCAGUUGUAGCUUCAGAAGUUUUUCCCACGAAUGUAAGGAGUACUCAUACAUCGGUACUUACUACAUAUACAGCGAUAUUAACCUUUGUAGUAGUAAGAGGAUACCAGAUUUUGGAAGAUUGGUUGGAUUUGUAUGGAGUAUUUUGGGUCUAUACCGCUAUGGCUGUAAUUGGAGCAGUGUUCACGUAUCUUUUAGUACCUGAAACUAAAUGCAAGAGUUUAAGCGAAGUACAAAUUGUAUUCCAAGGAAACAUGUAUAAAGAUGUAAAUGGAAGCUUGGAACAUGGAAUUAUUGCAGAGGAUGAUGUUAAUGAAAAUACAGAACUCAAAGAAAUGGUAUAUAAAAAUGGUGUUGCAUGAAUACAAAAUGUUAUGAGAAAAAUAAAAAAGUGAGAUCUCAGUCUUCUUCAAAAUGCAUUAAAUGUGGAAAUUAUGAUUGA
Molecule: messenger RNA, 1636 nt
Organism: Trichoplusia ni (cabbage looper)
Lineage: Eukaryota; Metazoa; Arthropoda; Insecta; Lepidoptera; Noctuidae
Product: facilitated trehalose transporter Tret1-like
Exons: 8
Coding region: 78-1556 (492 amino acids)
Biological process (GO): transmembrane transport
Cellular component (GO): membrane
Molecular function (GO): transmembrane transporter activity
Source: RefSeq, a predicted model, not a curated record